Messenger RNA from Symbiodinium natans, 876 nucleotides. NCBI's taxonomy places the organism in Eukaryota, Dinophyceae, Suessiales, Symbiodiniaceae. The record is from the annotation of a GenBank genome assembly.
AUGGAGGCGCAACAUGGACCUGUCGGAGCGGAUGCUGCGGCAGGUGACAAGGGGGCCGACCUGGAGCUACAACGUGUGGACUCCGGGACAGGCAAGGAUUCCGACACGGAGGUGCCGUGUGAGGAUCUCGACUCCGCUGUAGGCGACAUGAAUGCUGCCAGCGCGCAAGCCGUCAACUUCCACCAGCUGCCGCUGCUCUUGCGAGCUCUGUCGAGGAUGCCGGCGCUGCUGGUCACGCUGGUGAUCGAGCUCCUAGUGGCUUUCAACAUCUCCUCCUACACUGACACCUUCAAGAGGUACCCCCUGCUCAUCGCCUUUCAGCCGGUGAUAUCGGCAAUCUCUGGCAACGUGGGCCUCCAGACCAUGGCCACCGUCACCCGCGGCCUGGCGCUGAGCCUCUUCAGCGGAACCCGCAUCUGCCAGGGAACUCGGCAUGAGCUGGGCACUGGGCUUGCAGUCGCUGGUCUCUUGGGCACCGUGGUGGCGGCCGUCGCCUACACCUGGUACUUUCUGGCCGACGCCAGCCACACCACGAAAGGGGCCCUGGCCUUCGCCCUGGCCAUCUUCCUGGGGCAGUUUGCGUCGAUCCUCUGCGCCAGCCUCACUGCCACCCUGGCUCCCUUGCUGUUCUCCAGGCUCGGAUGGGAUCCUGCGAACAUGGGAGGCCCCCUGGAGACGGCCUUCCAAGACGUCGUCGGGAGCACGGCCAUGCUGGCGGCUGCGGCAGCCAUCCUGCAAGGCCUGGGAGACUUUGCCGAGGCUUGCCCAGGAGACGACAUCUUCGGAUGUGUGCAGAGCUGCCACCUGAGCGGCACCAUGUACAGCGAGCAGUGCCUCCAGCACUGCGCCAAGCUAAGCAAAGAGGGCCUUUGCUAG